Molecule: messenger RNA, 1272 nt
Organism: Penicillium chermesinum
Lineage: Eukaryota; Fungi; Ascomycota; Eurotiomycetes; Eurotiales; Aspergillaceae
Product: OSTA/TMEM184 family protein
Exons: 7
Coding region: 1-1272 (423 amino acids)
Biological process (GO): transport
Molecular function (GO): transporter activity
Source: RefSeq, a predicted model, not a curated record
AUGGGUCUGUUCGACGAUGACCACCAUGGCCACAAUCACACUUGUCCAAUGCCAAUAGACUAUGCGGUCGAUGGCGAAAAGCCAUUCAUCGGCAGCAUAUCUUUUCAUAAAUUCAACAUGAUUCUCUCCGGAGGAUGUACCGUGCUUGUUAUCCUUACGGUAUUCAUUCUAAUGGCUCUCCACGCAACACAUCUCAGCAGGCCAAGGGAGCAGAUUAAGAUUAUGAAAAUUUCCGCCCUUUUGCCCCUGUACAGCAUAACGAGCUGGCUAUGUCUUGCAUUCCCUCAUCAAGCUGCUUAUAUCGAUCCAUGGAUCUCGGUAUUCGAGUCAGCCGCACUCGGCAGCUUCUUCCUACUCAUGUGCGAAUUCAUAUCGACCGACUCAAGAACGGAGCUCGAUCUGUUCUUCUCUGCAUUCCAAGUGCCUCAAAAGAAGGGAGAUAAAAAGCGAAUCGGCGGGCUCGCUUGGUUCAGAAAAAGCUGGAUCGCAAUUUUCCAAUAUCCUCCCAUCGCAGUGCUCAUCGCUAUCGUGACUGACAUUACAGAAGCGGCUAGUGUCUACUGUGAGGAGAGCAGCAAGCCUUACUUUGCGCAUAUCUGGCUGAUGGUGGUCGGUUCCUUCUCCUUGACUUUUGCCAUCACGUCGAUUUUCGGAUUCUAUACAGCUCUCAAAACGGAGCUCAAAGGACAUUCCCCGCUGCUCAAGCUUAUGGCAUUUAAAUUGAUUGUCGGUUUGUCUUUCUUGGAGACGAUCCUCUUCACUAUCCUCAAAUCCACCAACGCAUUGAAACCAAACUCGACCCUUACCUACGGAGACGUUAAUUUCGGUCUGCCCAAUCUCAUUGUCUGCCUACAGACCGUUCCAUUUGCCCUCUUCUUCCCCUUCGCCUACAGCCACAAGCCAUACCUUCUGUCUUGCCAAAAGGCCAGCGGUCUACUCACCGCAGAGUACAGCCAGGGUACAUACCAGAACCUGCCUGAAGAAACAGACCUCCUCCGCUACCAAGCUACUGGUGCAAUCAAGUUCGCUUUCAAUAUGGCGACGAAAGCCAAGGACCGGCAGAGUAGGACAGAUGUCUAUUCUCGUAGUCAGAACACAAACUAUGACAUGUCGUACGAGUCAGACCGGCCUUCAUCUAACGAACACCUCAUGUUGCCUGGAUAUGGCCAGAAUGUGUACGCCGGAUACGAGCCCGCUUAUGAUCCCCAUGGAAGAUCGCCUUCGCUGCAGGCGUUUGGGGACAGAAGGGAUGGGCCGCAUGGGCCGUAUUAG